ACGUUACCCUCAAAAUUCAGGAUACAAAAGUGAAAAUUUCUCAAAAUCUUUUAACAUUAAAAAUGUUUCCCUUAACAAUAUUUUUGAGUUCGGGUCCCGAACUCAGCCCUAUUCGUUCCUCUCAACGAGAAUUCUUCUCCACCGAGUAACCCCACCCCCAUUCUCCAGUCUAACGACUACUGCAGUGUCGAGUGUCGACUUAACAUUACACCCUCUCAACUGGCUGGGAUUGAGGCAUACCAUUUCUAUAUUGAUUCAUCUGGUUUUAAUCACGUAUCGGUUAAGUACCCAUACACCUCUGCCACUACACAGUGGUGUAUAGAUACUUCGAACAUUGGUUACAAGGAUCUACCAGCUGUACCAGGAUUACUUUCUCCAUCAACAAGGAAAAUGCUUUUCUUCUUGUUUUAUUCAGAUUGUUCCUGAGGUAUUAAAAACUCAACGUGGGAUGAUAUGACUAUGGCAUGCUCUUGGUCUUCACAUCAUCAUCUUCACUUCAUAUGGCGGAAUCUUUAUUGCUUUAGAUGGAACUUGUUGGCUACUCAGAGGGUUGGAUGCAUGUACAAUUACCAGCUACAAAGUUGGUUUCAUCCAUAUUCAUCUAUUGUGCAUAGAAAGGUUUACUCUAAAUUUUCAAAUGGUUUGGAGUCAGACUUAUCUGGAACAGUUCAUUCAACUUCUCAUACCAUAGGGAUGUCAUCCAAUGUCAGACCAACACAUGUAGAUGUAGUUGAUGAUUCAGCCAAGUGUAACGAAAGUGAAGAUGUCAGUUUUAAUUCUUCGAAUGGUCGGGUGAUGCUCAUUGAUGGCACAUCAAUCAUGUAUAGAGCUUACUACAAGCUUCUAGCAAAAUUGCAUCAUGGUCAUCUAUCAGAUGCUGAUGGUAAUGGAGAUUGGGUCUUAACCAUUUUCACAGCUUUGUCUCUUAUUAUUGAUGUUUUGCAAUUUAUCCCUUCGCAUGUUGCGGUGGUGUUUGACCAUGACGGAGUUCCAUUUGGUCGUACUUCUAUUUCAUCCAAACAAAGUUAUAUUGCUAAAGGUUUGAAUUUUCGUCACACCUUAUAUCCCUCAUACAAAAGCAAUCGUGAUCCAACCCCUGAUACUGUAGUUCAGGGACUUCAGUAUUUGAAAGCAUCUAUCAAGGCUAUGUCGAUCAAAGUGAUUGAGGUUCCAGGUGUUGAGGCUGAUGAUGUGAUUGGAACAUUGGCCAUAAAUAGUGUUGCUGAUGGGUUCAAGGUGCGGGUUGUCUCCCCAGAUAAGGAUUUUUUUCAGAUUAUAUCUCCUUCACUACGUUUACUACGAAUUGCUCCGCGUGGAACUGAGAUGUUCUCAUUUGGAUUGGAAGAAUUUGCUAAAAAAUAUGGGACUCUGCAACCAUCUCAGUUUAUUGAUAUCAUCUCACUUAUGGGGGACAAGUCUGAUAAUAUUCCAGGAGUUGAUGGCAUUGGAGAAGUACAUGCUAUAAAGUUGAUCAGUAAAUUUGGUAAUUUGGAGAAUUUGCUGCGAUGUGUUGAUCAAAUUGAAGAGGAACGCAUCAAAAAGGCCUUGAUAGCAAAUGCUGAUCAAGCUUUGUUAAGCAAGAACUUGGCAACGUUAAGGUCGGAUCUUCCAUUCUACAUGGUCCCAUUCACAACAAGAGAUCUAGUGUUCAAGAAACCAGAGGACAAUGGAGAUAAAUUUAGAAGCCUCUUGUCAGCAAUUAGUGCAUAUGCAGAAGGAUUUUCCGCAGAUCGCAUCAUCAGAAGAGCAUUUUUAUUAUGGAAUAGGCUUUAAUAUGUUGUUGCACGAAAUCUUUGGGCAAUGUGGUCUUCGGUAGUCCUUGGCAUUUGAUGGCAAAGUACCCACUGCUCAGUUUCAAUGUAAAGAGAAGCACUGGCAAAUGGCAAUUGGUUUAUGUUUCUAGUCAUAAUGUGUAAUAUUUUCCAUUAGAACAGGUUCAAAGGCUGUUAGCCAUUUUAUUUUUACCUACGGAUACAUGUAUACAGAAAAACGUACUCUUACUUUUCGUAUCUUGGUCAUUUUUCGUUGGCAUUUUAAAUGAUCCCAGAAGGGUAUGUUAUCCAAACUCCAAA
Nelumbo nucifera (sacred lotus) is the source of this 2072-nucleotide messenger RNA. Its product is annotated as 5'-3' exonuclease family protein. Lineage: Eukaryota; Viridiplantae; Streptophyta; Magnoliopsida; Proteales; Nelumbonaceae. Gene Ontology annotation, molecular function: 5'-flap endonuclease activity; DNA binding; 5'-3' exonuclease activity. Gene Ontology annotation, biological process: DNA replication, Okazaki fragment processing. The record is from RefSeq and is a predicted model, not a curated record.